AUGUCAAGCACGGAAAUUAACAACCUCAACAUCUCAUAUCAGGUUGCCGGAGAGGGCGACGUAGUUCUCCUCUUGCAUGGCUGGGGUGGUGAAGCGGCGAGUUUUCAACCGGUUUUUGAGUGGCUCACACAAUCUCACAAAGUCUACGCACUUGAUUUGCCGGGGUUCGGUAAGAGUCAGAUUCCACCUACAGCGUGGAAUACCUCCGACUAUGCGCAGUUCGUUAUAGCGUUUCUGGAGAAGUUUGGCAUUCCGAAGGCUCACUUCAUCGGUCACUCCUUUGGCGGUAGAAUUUCGAUUAUCGUCUCAGCGGAAUAUCCUGAAAAAGUCGAUAAACUCAUCUUGGUUGACAGCGCGGGAAUCAAACCGCGUCGAACUGCAAAAUACCAUCUUCGCGUAGGUUUGGCAAAAAUUGGUAAAUUGCUCCGUCGAUGUGGGAAAUAUGGUGUUCUCGUUGCAGACGCGAUGUCCGCACGUGCCGGCUCUAAAGACUAUCAGAAUGCUGGAGAUAUGCGUGCCACGCUUGUCAAAGUCGUGAAUCAAGAUCUGCGUCCGCUCUUGCCUCGGAUAACCGCAUCAACACUGUUAAUCUGGGGUGAAGACGACACGGAUACACCCGUGUCUUUCGGACAAAUUAUGGAGAAAGAAAUACCUGACGCAGGAUUAGUUGUCCUAAAGGAAGCGGGGCAUUUUUCGUACCUUGAUCAGUUUCCGCAGUUUUGCCGAAUUGUCGCAAGUUUUCUGAAUUCUUAA
Molecule: messenger RNA, 753 nt
Organism: Geodia barretti
Lineage: Eukaryota; Metazoa; Porifera; Demospongiae; Tetractinellida; Geodiidae
Source: the annotation of a GenBank genome assembly